Molecule: messenger RNA, 228 nt
Organism: Soboliphyme baturini
Lineage: Eukaryota; Metazoa; Nematoda; Enoplea; Dioctophymatida; Soboliphymatidae
Source: the annotation of a GenBank genome assembly
AUGCGUUGCUGGAUGUACGUCUGUAUACUAAUAUUGAACUGCUUGGUGGGUAUCACGCUUGCUCAAGUAUGCUGUCCCGAAGGAUGGUUUGGAUACGGAAAAAAGUGUUAUCGCCAGUUCGUUGAAAAGAAAACUUUUAGAAAAGCGUACCUGGACUGCAUCGAGGAAAGUGGCAGCCUAUUUGUGCCAGAGGACGACGUAGAAUGGGUAAGUAUUGGAUGUAGUUGA